Molecule: messenger RNA, 651 nt
Organism: Cylindrotheca closterium
Lineage: Eukaryota; Bacillariophyta; Bacillariophyceae; Bacillariales; Bacillariaceae
Source: the annotation of a GenBank genome assembly
AUGCAUACUCCUAAGAAUCAAAUGAAAAUGAUCAAAGCAAACUCGCUUGCAACGUUCCUCAAGGAUGACAUGAGUUUCUCCUGGGAAGACGAUCUCUUCGACAGCGAUGAAGAAGAAACAGUCGUCAUGCGCAAAACGAGUAUUAGAUUUUCUAACAAUAUUUCCAUCCAAGAAAUCCCUUGUAUCAGCGACCUGGAGACCAGUGAGAUUUCUGAUGUCUGGUACUGCCAUCAGUACUUCGCCACCAUGAAGUCAGAGUGUAGAGAGCUAGCCAAGUCGGUCACGUCUGGCAGAAUUGAGGUAUCUAACGACAUUUGCUUGCGCGGCUUGGAAGAGAAACUUCACCGAAGCAAAAAGAAGAUCAACCGAAGUGAAGCUAUUGGUGCCGUCCUGAACGAGCAAGAUGCCCAAUUUGCCUAUGGAGAACAAGCCCCCGAGAUGAUUGCACAAAUCUACCAUGAAUUUGCAGCCCACUGCAUUGAGGAGGCAGUCAAGGUCGCACUUCGAGAUCAAGUAACAGCUACUGAGAUCCACGGCGGGAUUCCUUUUUCGAUUUCAAGUUUAAGUUCUCCAUCACCUGAAGAUGAAAGAUACACGUCAGCGAUCUUAGGCAUUCCAGGUUUAGGAAGCCCAACAUUGGUUGCUGCAUAG